Nylanderia fulva is the source of this 1101-nucleotide messenger RNA. RefSeq lists its product as uncharacterized. Lineage: Eukaryota; Metazoa; Arthropoda; Insecta; Hymenoptera; Formicidae. Gene Ontology annotation, molecular function: nucleic acid binding. The record is from RefSeq and is a predicted model, not a curated record. Gene Ontology annotation, biological process: DNA integration.
AUGCAGUACAAAGGAUAUCUAGCGAGCAACGAAAACCCACCGUCCUUCACGUUGAAGGGAAAAGGAAAGUUAAUUUCAACCUCGUCGCUGAGUGUCAACGAGCUUAAUAAAGCGGAAUUAUUUUGGCUGUCGUACGUACAAAAGAGGACUUUUGAAUUCGAAAUCAAAGUACUAAAGAAAGGCAACGCAGUUUCAAAAAAAAGUUCACUUAGAACUUUAACUCCAUUUGUUGGCAAAGAUGCAGUACUCCGCCUUGGCAGGCGGUUGAAAAAUGCUGCUUUCACUUACGAAGAGCAACAUCCUAUUUUAGUACCGCGAGGACAAGUCUCGUACCUUUUAAUCGCUCAGGCUCAUAAACACACUCUCCACGGUGGAGUUCAAUUAGUGUUGCGUACACUCCGACAAAGAUAUUGGUUGCUAGGAGGUCGAAAUUUAGUGAAAAAUCAUAUAAGGCAAUGCGUCUCGUGUAUACGUUAUUCAGCCAGAGUAUCGAGUCAGCUGAUGGGGGAUUUGCCUUCUCCUCGCGUGCAACCGUCGUCACCGUUUACGCAUACGGGUGUGGACUACGCUGGUCCUUUUUUUAUUACGCCUUUCGUUGGAAGAGGACAAAGGACACGAAAAGGUUACGUGGCCCUUUUCGUUUGUCUCGCUACCAAGGCGAUCCACGUGGAGCUAGUGAAGAAUUGCUCCAGUGCUGGAUUUCUUGCUGCCUUUCGGCGAUUCACGAGCCGACGAGGCUUACCGUGUAAGUUAUAUUCUGAUAACGGGACUAACUUUCACAGCGCUAAAAAGAAAUUAAACAGCGAUAUUGAGGCGCUCAUGAAAGAUUUGUCUCUACGCGACGUUCUUGCUAACAAUAAAAUUGAGUGGCAUUUUAUCCCGUCCGCAGCUCCUCAUUUCGGAGGACUUUGGGAAGCGGGCGUGAAGAGCCUCAAAUCGCAUCUAAAGCGGAUAGCCGGUUCACGUACCCUGUCGCAGGCUGAAUUCGCUACGCUCCUAUGCCAGAUAGAGGCAUGUUUGAACUCCCGACCGAUUGCGGCUCUUAGCGACGACCCGAGCGAUCUGUCCGCGCUCACUCCGGGUCAUUUUUUAAUAGGCUGA